AUAACCACGUUGCACAUACACACAACAACAACCGUAUGACAUAAAACCCAGGGUGAGUCUGCAGAAUAUAGCUAGAGUGCGCUGUGUAAUCUGUAUAAGAUAAAAUAAGAUUUUUUAAGAAGCUAUCGUCAUUAUUGAAAAUGAAUAUCAUGCAUGCUUUCUGUUACUUAUGGGUUAUUCUAGCAGAAAUUCAAAAUGUGCACAGCUUUUUGUUUGAAAGUCCUCUGGAAAACCAACUUCAGCCUCGGACAUUUUUUCUGACACACAGUCAAGAACGGAAAAUAAUCAGCAGUGUCUUCUGUGAUGGUCGAGAUUGCCCAGAGUUUUCGGUAAUUAAAGACUACGCUUACUUCAUCCAGGAACGGAAAUACAGAGAAGCCACAUUUCUGGCUUCCGAUAAUCGUAUCCUGUGCGACUUGAAUGCUACUGUUGCAGCAGCCAAGGUUACAUUGGAGAAGUAUCGCAAUGGAGAUAACGUACAAGAGAGAAGGAUCUAUCCUGUUGCUCCACUUCUGGUGCAGAUCGAUUUGUUUUCGUCAAUCCAAACAAGUAAUCGGAGUUGUGGGAUGGGUUUCACAGUAAAGAUGUACAUUCCACCGUACUUGGGGAUACCGCCUCCCCCACUAACGACAUCCCUAAACUUUGUAACUUUACGAGAAGGAUUCACUGUGUUCGUUCACACUUACGCUGGUCCCCAUGAAGCUAGGCUGUUCUUGGAGCUGAAUGAUUUUCAAAACGCACUCAAAUACUUACAUCUGUGCUAUAAAUCUAUCAGGUUUUAUUUAGCUAUUUACGAGGUGACUGGAAAUGAAAAUGAUCAACGGAAUGAAAUUUGGUUGGAACGUUGUUGAAGUUGAUAUUUCCGGCAAGAAAAAGUUAUCGAAUAAGAAUUAUGUGAAAAUUAAGUAUUAUUCCCCUAACUAAUAAUAUUUUCUUAUGAAAGAAAAAAAACCUGAAAAGGAUAAAAUAGAAACUAUAACUGCUAUAAAAGUUUAGAUAAGUGUUUGCUUUACGUUGUAUUCCAGCAAUAGAUAAAAAUUUAACUUCAGAAAUAAAUUUUUGUUAGUACCUCGCA
Molecule: messenger RNA, 1075 nt
Organism: Limulus polyphemus (Atlantic horseshoe crab)
Lineage: Eukaryota; Metazoa; Arthropoda; Merostomata; Xiphosura; Limulidae
Exons: 6
Coding region: 141-851 (236 amino acids)
Source: RefSeq, a predicted model, not a curated record